Messenger RNA from Neoarius graeffei (lesser salmon catfish), 1128 nucleotides. RefSeq names its product signaling lymphocytic activation molecule-like. The transcript has 6 exons. Bases 1 to 960 code for a protein of 319 amino acids. Lineage: Eukaryota; Metazoa; Chordata; Actinopteri; Siluriformes; Ariidae. The record is from RefSeq and is a predicted model, not a curated record.
AUGGUGCUGAAUAUUUCAGUAGAAAUCAGGAGUCUCAGGACUCUUCUCCUGCUGCGCUGUUUACUGUGUACAGCUGGAGACGAGACGGUCACACUGCAGGAAGUGGAAGGAACCACUAUAACUCUCCAUACUGGGAUAACUGGAAUUCAGAGUGAUGCUCAGAUUCAGUGGUUUUAUGGACCUGAGAAAGGAGAGGAAAAGAUGCUGAUCAGUCAGGUGUUUAAAGGAGAAACUGUGACAGAAAUCAGUGAGAGAUUUAAAGAGCGACUGCAGCUGGACAGAAUCAGUGGCGCUUUAACCAUUAGGAACAUCAGCAGAAACCUUUCUGGAGUUUAUUUAUUACAAGUUCUUACUCCACGUCUCUCUUCAAGGACUUUCAGUAUCAGUGUUUAUGCUCCAGUAUCAGCUCCAGUAAUAAGAAAUCAAAGAGGAAUCCGAGGUGUGUCUUCUACAGAGCCGUGUUUCCUCCUGUGCUCUGUGGAGAAUGGAGAAGAUGUGAAGUUAUCCUGGUACAGAGAGAAUGAGAGAAUCUCCAUCACCAAUAACACAGAUCUCCGUGUUCCCCUCAGUCUCACACUUCAAAUACAACACCCAGAGAAUAACAUGAACUCUUAUAUCUGUGUGUCUGCAAACCCUGUCAGCAAUAAAACAACUUCUCUCAACAUCACACAGCUCUGUUAUUAUAACUCCGGUCAAACUGGUCAUUCCUAUUCACUGCUAUUUGCCCUGAUAUCUUCUGGAGUUUUCCUGAUAUUAUUAAUAUCCAUCCCUGUGUGGGUUUGGCUGAAGAGAAAAUGCAACAAGUUUCUGAAAAAACUUGGGGAACUGACUUACACUGAGGUGGAAUUUACAGCUCGCAGUGCAGAGAGAGUUAAAAAGGAAGAAGAUUCGAGAAUAACGGGUGAUGAUCAAGAGCAGAAAACCUUCGUGCUGUAUUCAGUGAUGAAGAGACUCUCAUAAUUCGAUCAUCCUUCUUUUGUUUUUAAAUUCAUUAACUUAUUUUAAUUAAAUGGUCAGAAUGGACACUAUGUGAUGUAAGCCUCUUAUAUUUACAACAUGUACAUUAUAUUUAAUAACCAUUCAAACCAUCCUCAAUGUUUCAGAGAACUUGUAUCAGAUACAGGUAUC